Messenger RNA from Schistosoma curassoni, 318 nucleotides. NCBI's taxonomy places the organism in Eukaryota, Metazoa, Platyhelminthes, Trematoda, Strigeidida, Schistosomatidae. The record is from the annotation of a GenBank genome assembly.
AUGUUUCACAAUAAAAAUAAUAGUAACCAAAUGGUUAUUAAAUUUAUAUUGAUUCUUUGUUUAUCACCAUCAUCACUUAUAUCAUUAUUGUCUAUGUUUGUUUUAAAUUCAUCUGAAGCAUAUUAUUUACCAGUGAAAUAUAAUUUUGAUCAUGAUUUAAUUGAUUAUUUAACAAAUGUGAGUGAAUUAAAAUAUUAUCCACGUCAAACAAGAUCAUUUUACUCACGAGAAGAACUGGCACAUUAUUUAAAUCAUAUGUUACAAGAAGAAGAAGCAUCUAUGAACAAACUGCCGAUUUCUCCUUUACGAUUUGGAUAA